ACAUUUUAUAAAACGAACGCAGAUGCACGUAAACAUUUAAAAACUGAAAAAUAACCAACUCGCUCAGAUCUUAACCAUAAACCAUUGCAGCAAGUAGUGUCCUCUCACAUAAUAGUCCGAAACAUGGUUCUCCUGCGUUAUGUUGCUGCAUGUGUACUGUGCAUGAUUGUGACUGCAAGUCCUGUAGAAAGACGGGGUACUAUCACUAAGAAGGCUUGGUGGAAUUUAUCGUACCAGAUGAUGGACAUUUUUGGAUUGGAUAUAUCAGCUAGCGUUCUUGACUAUGGCUGUUUUUGUGGAUUAUAUGGUGAAGGUACACCAAUUGACAAUAUUGACAGUUGUUGUCAAGUACAUGAUAAUUGCUAUGGUAAUGUUGUAGCUGAAGGAAAAUGCUGGUGGCAUCCUAAAAAUAAUGGCUAUGAUUACAUUAUUUCUGACAACAUAGUGGAAUGUACAGACGAGGUUGGUUCCUGUGAUUGGGAUGUUUGCAUGUGUGACAAGCUAUAUAUAGAUUGUCUCCAUGACCACAUUGAGGAGUAUAACGAUGACAACUAUAAUGUAAAUGUAUCAGAAAGGUGCUAAGAAAGAACAAAGAAAUUACAUUUCUUUUUUUAAUUUGUUACCACAUUGUUAGCACAUUUUUUUUUUUACUAAAUUGUAAAUCGACUACUCAUUACCUUUUACCGAGCUUUGUGAAAAUAACGUUAACGUCACACCAUUGGUUGAAUUUCAACUGUUUAGGAAGUUUAUAACCAAUCACGAUGUUUUGGGGAAUUUUUUGAAAGUAUAACCACACAAUGGAUAUUUUUUUAAAUCUUUUUAACUUGUAUGGUUUAUCUCCUAAUCAAUAUCACCAGACGAUUAUCAACACUAUAAUUAGUUAUCAAAUGGUGUUUAGAUCCUAAACACAAUCCUAAACACAUCUUUUUUAAAUACACUUUUUUAUUGAUGUUUAAGCAUGUCUCAUUUCUCAACAUAUUUAGGUUGCAUUAGUGUUUAUGAUUGUUUUAAGGUUCGUAUUUAGAUUAGGAAGUAUUGUUUUAGUCAUGAACAUUUUAAUUCUAAAACACUUAACCAUGUUAACAGUGUUUAAAAUCAAGAUAUGUUUACGUUUUAUGUGUUUAGAUAUUAAAUGUAAUCCUACAUACAUGUAUGUUAAGAACUAAACAUGUAAUACAAGUUUCACAGUUUAUUUUCAAAGAACGAUUUUUACAGUUUGUAUGUAUAUACAUGUAUAUAAUUUCUAUCUAGACGUUUUAUAUAUUAUAUAAUUUUUAUAUAUUUGUUCUUUAACAUUGACGUUGAGGACACUUUUGAAGCAAGCCUGUAUUUUUCAUUAUUUUUUUAAUUCUUGUAUCGGAGAAUAACUUUUGUUGAAAUCAAUAAAUGUGCAUCUCAA
Messenger RNA from Mytilus trossulus (common blue mussel), 1399 nucleotides. Its product is annotated as basic phospholipase A2 1-like. The record is from RefSeq and is a predicted model, not a curated record. Lineage: Eukaryota; Metazoa; Mollusca; Bivalvia; Mytilida; Mytilidae. The transcript has 6 exons. Gene Ontology annotation, biological process: lipid catabolic process; arachidonate secretion; phospholipid metabolic process. The coding region runs from base 124 to 582 and encodes 152 amino acids. Gene Ontology annotation, molecular function: phospholipid binding; calcium ion binding.